Toxotes jaculatrix (banded archerfish) is the source of this 3691-nucleotide messenger RNA. RefSeq names its product kelch-like family member 22 (gene klhl22). The record is from RefSeq and is a predicted model, not a curated record. NCBI's taxonomy places the organism in Eukaryota, Metazoa, Chordata, Actinopteri, Toxotidae. The transcript has 7 exons. Gene Ontology annotation, biological process: positive regulation of TORC1 signaling; proteasome-mediated ubiquitin-dependent protein catabolic process; protein monoubiquitination. Gene Ontology annotation, molecular function: protein binding. Gene Ontology annotation, cellular component: nucleus; cytosol; mitotic spindle. The coding region runs from base 526 to 2442 and encodes 638 amino acids.
CAGAGUUGUUUUGAUCUGUCAACCCGAAAAAAAAAAAAUCAGGCGACCGAGCUACUGUUUCCAAAAAGGAUUUGAGGUGUCACUGUGAUCAAACAUUUAGCGCAGACCGGUUUGUUUUUGACGAACACGAAGAUAUUUUUCGCGCAGUCGUUUUGCUUCAGGUUUUCAGAGUCUGCCUGUUUUUGUUGUGCGCUGCAUCAGGCUACAAGCCAACGUCCCUCGACGUUUACACUUAACGUUAGCUGACGGCUUAGCGGCGUGUUGCCAGCUAGCAUAGCAGUAGGUCGACUGUAGGGCGUAUAUAACUGCAUGGUUAUACCGUGUAAAUACCGUGUUAUAGCUUAGCUCUGUACCUGACUCUGCAGUGACAUUGCAAGCCACUGUAACCAUCCUCCUCCUUAGCAGCUAGCUGAUUCCUCCUCUUCCUGCGUGUUUAUCUACAUGCCGACGGCAGCGGUGACAGAAAUGUCUAACAAAUAUGUGAGGACAACGUAAAGUGAUGUAAGCACUGGACAGAUAGAAGCGAUGAAGCCCGAACAUCAGUAUCUUGCUAUGGCUGAGGAUGGAGAGCUGAGUCCAGUGGGAGGACGCGCUGGCUCAUCAGGCCGUCCGGGCCGACAGACCUACAGAAGUUCAGCCCAUUUCCGCAGCCUGGUGGACGGCCUGCUGGCUCUCAGACAAAGUGACAUCCUGUUUGAUGUGGUGCUGCUGGUGGAGGGAAGACCCAUCAAAGCCCACCGUGUACUUCUGGCAGCCUCUUGCGAUUAUUUUAGGGGGAUGUUUGCUGGAGGCCUUCGGGAGACACAGCAAAAGGAGAUUCCAAUUCAUGGCGUAUCUCACAUGGCCAUGAAAAAAAUACUUGACUACAUCUACACCUCAGAGAUUGAGUUAGACCUGGAGUGUGUUCAGGAAGUGCUGACAGCUGCCACACUGGUACAGCUUGAGAAUGUCAUUGGCUUCUGCUGUGAUUUCCUCCUCUCCUGGAUGGAUGAGAACAACAUUUUAGAAGUUCAUCAUCUAGCUGAUCUGUAUGGACUGCAGCAACUUAAUGCCAGGAUCCAUCGCUACAUGCUCAGGAACAUUCAGACUUUGUCUCGAACUGACGUGUACCGACAGCUGCCCCAAGACGAAGUCUUCAGAGCACUGAGCAGCGACGAGCUCCAGGUGAACAGUGAGAACGAGGUGUACGAGGCUGCGCUUCACUACCACUACAGUCCCGAGGAGGUGGAAACUGACCGGGUGUACUUACAGGUCAGUCCCAAGGACAAUCUCAAGAUGCUUGACGCUGUGCGUUUCUGCCUGAUUGAGAAACACGUGUUGCAGAGACUGUAUGGCAGGCUGAACCAGUGUCCGCUGAAGGAUUCGGUUUCAGCUGCCCUGCGUUACCACGAGCAGGAGAUCAGGCAGCCCGUCCUGCAGAGUCCUCUCACCCAGCCGCGGUCCACCUUCCACUGUAUAUUGGGCUUCGGGGGGAUGUUCACCUCCAGCUCCCUCACAGACAGCGAGCACUUGUUUCAGGUGUUCCACCCGAGCUGGAGGGAGUGGAGGGCUCUCACUGCAGCUCACACGCCCCGAAUGUCCAACCAGGGCAUCGCGGUGCUCAACAACUUUGUUUAUCUCAUCGGAGGAGACAAGAACACCAGUGGAUUUCGAGCAGAGACUCGCUGCUGGAGAUACGACCCUCGUCACAACAGCUGGUGCACCGUCCAGCCUCUGCAGCAGCAGCACGCUGACCACUGCGUUUGUGUGGUGGGGGGCUAUAUUUAUGCCAUCGGAGGGCGAGACUACAGCAAUGAACUGGAUGCAGUGGAGCGCUAUGACCCACGCACCAACUUGUGGGAGUUUGUAUCACCUCUAAGGAGAGAGGUGUAUGCACAUGCUGGAGCAGCGUUGGACGGCAAAAUUUAUAUAACCUGUGGGCGCAGAGGCCUGGCGUACCUCAGAGAGACCUACUGUUUCGACCCUGCGGCAAAUCACUGGACAGCGUGUGCAGAGGGGCCAGUGGAGCGGGCGUGGCACGGCAUGGCUGCUGUUAACGGACGCGUUUAUGUCAUUGGCGGAAGCAAUGAUGAGCGAGGAUAUCGGCGUGAUGUCCUGAAGGUGGCAUGCUUUGACCCCACAGCCAACUCUUGGUCUUUAAUGACCCCUCUCCCCGCUGGACAUGGAGAACCCGGCGUAGCUGUGCUGGACAGUCGCAUCUACAUCCUGGGCGGACGCUCUCAUGACAAAGGCCACAGGAUGAAAUACGUUCACGUGUACAACACCGACACAGACCAGUGGGAUAACGAGACAGAGUUUAAGGAGCGCGUCUCCGGCCUGGCAGCCUGCGUGGUGCUUAUGCCUCCUGCUGUGAUCGCCCAGGCCAGGAGCUGGGAGCAGCGCACCAAGGCUUCAUGGGAAGACGUGGACAUGGACAACUCAGAGGACUCUAGUGAGGACUGAAGCAGCUGCGUUGAAUUAAAUCUAUGUGCACUAGACACUGACAUUGCACUUUUGCAAUCAUGUUGAAUUCGAAGUACUACGAGGACGUUAUUUUUGUGGCAGCAUCGUGUCCUUUUUGCAUGUUGACCACUUUGAGUGCCUCCGAACCAAAGUGUCAUUCAGGACCUUUGCACAGUCUUUGUUACGUCUCAGAUGUGAUCUUAGAUAAUCACACUCUGACUGUGAAUCCCUGCCUGCUCAAAUGCUAGUGCUACUGUUUGUCCUUGGUCCCUCAUCAGCUCCUGUCACUGUAGCUUCCUCUGUGUUGUUUAUCAUAGAGAAAACCUUUUCUAUCUUCAAGUGAAAUAAAGCAGUGAAGACUACUGGCUAUGCAAUAACAUGGUAGUGUGGAGUAAACUUCACGUUUAUUCUUUCAACACUGCUACGAUCGAGUUAUCACCACAUCAACUACUGAAUAAUCAUGAAAUCUUAACAUUGUGCCUUUUUUGUUGUUACACCUAAGUCUGUGUUGUGAAGUGUAUUUUCGUGUUUAUCACUGUAUGUUUAGAUGAAGACGAGCCUUAGGUAUUGUGCCUCCGAUAUCAUAGUUUGUUGUAAAAGAAAAAAAACCAUGUUGAACUGAUUUGGGUUUGUACCUGAAUGAUGAAGCAGUGGUGCUGCAGGUUGUAGACCUCAACUCUCAACUCUGUAGCCAUGUCUGUAAAUGAAUUCUGAGCAUCAAGUCCUGAUGUGUGUGAAAUGAAAACCAAACCGUGAUGUGGUGAUAAGUUUUGAAUCCUUUCAUUGAUCUUUCAUACUGUAUGAUUUACCAUGGCAGAAUUCAAAGAGCAAAAUCAAGAGUGGUUGUAGAAUAUUUCUAUUUGCUAAGUGGAGAUUUGCUCCACGCUUCUGUUUGUUGCCUCAGUUCUCGGUUUAAUACAGUCAGAUAAUAUGUGAAACGCCACCUCCACCACUAUGCAUCAUUUAUUUCUGUCACUGGAAAACUGCAGGAACAAGUCUGAUUUAAAAUGGAGUUUUCUUUUUCAUAGAAUGAGAGUUGUGUCUUAAGAAGCGUUGCAAUGUACUAGAACACACUGUCACACAAAAUAUGCAAAAUUAGUAUCCUAUUAAUGAGAUACGUUUUCAAAUUUAAUAAAAAUAUCUAAUAGGAUAUCACUUUUGUCUUGCACAUCAGUUGGCCGUGGCUCAUGGUCGCUGAGGGUCAUGUGCUCGGACAUUUUUGAGGAGCAGUUGGGGGUUUUAGCAACCA